AGGAGGGCCACGCGAAAAAGCGGACCUUUGCCGGAACAGAUAUCCGAGCUUAACUGAUCGAUCAGAUAAAAAUUUUGCUUUGUAAUUUUGAGUAAUCACUGAAAAAUUAAGAUUUAAGUUGGGAAUUUUUAUUUCCAUGAGUUGAUCUGGCUAAGAAUUUAAAAGAACAGUAUCUAAAAGUCCACCAUAGAAGAUAUGUCAUCGUUUGAGGAUUAUUUUUCAAUUCAAACAUUUCUUAUUGUCUUGAGAGAGACUUUAGAGCUGGCAAUUAUCAUUUCGGUAUUGUUAGCAUUUAUUCAUCAAGCAUUUAAAGGGGAAGGGAGAGUUAAAAACAAGGUUGAAGGUUCGACACAUAAUAAUGCUUAUAGAAGUACAGAGGAACCAUUACUUGAAUCAUCCACAAGUGAAUCAAGUAAUGAAGUACGUGAUCUUGACAAUGAUACUAUCUAUAAAUAUUUAAAGCUUCAAAUUUGGAUAGGUGGAUUACUUGGUUUAGCAAUAUGUAUGUUAAUUGGUUCAAUAAUAUUGGCUGUUUUUUAUUUGUUAGGAAGUGAUUUGUGGACAAUUGCUGAACAUUACUGGGAAGGAGGUUUCUCUAUUCUUGCAAGUAUAAUCAUAUCUGGUAUGGGGAUAAAAAUUUUAAGAGUUAACAAAAUGCAGAAGAAAUGGAAACAUAAAUUAUCCCUUAUCAUUGAACGUUCAGAUUAUAUCAAUAAGGCUAUUAGACAUGGUAGUUCAGUAGGAAUUUCUAAAAAGGAAUUUCCUUCCAGAUUUUCUUACUGGUCAGAAAAGUAUGCUAUGUUAAUUUUACCAUUCGUGACCACUUUAAGAGAAGGCUUAGAAGCAAUUGUGUUUAUUGGAGGUAUUGGUAUUAACGAAAACACGUCUAUAUGGGCAAUUGUAAACUCUGCAGUCACAGCAAUUAUUAUCGGUUCAUUUGUUGGUAUUCUUUUAUAUCGUUCCGGUAGUACAUUAUCAUUGCAAUGGUUCUUAGUAACAUCAACUUGCUUUUUAUAUUUGGUUGCAGCAGGAUUAUUUUCCAAGGGUGUAUGGCAUAUUGAAUUACAGCAAUUUAUCAAUGAUUGUGGUGGGUUUGAUGUUAGUGAAACUGGCCAUGGACCAGGUUCUUACGAUAUCAUGAGAAGCAUUUGGCAUGUAAAUUGUUGUAAUGGUGAAUUACAGGAUGAUGGUCCAUUCUGGAUGAUGUUUACUGCAGUUUUUGGCUGGACCAAUUCGGCAACAUAUGGCAGUGUUAUCGGCUACAACUUUUAUUGGUUAGUUAUUAUUGUGGUAUUUACUUCAUUGAUUUAUGAAGAAAAACACGGAAGACUACCAAUAAUACCUGUUACUUGGCAACAGAAGAGAAUUAAUAAGAGAUUAAGUUUGAACUACACUGCCAUAGAGUCUUCCAGUAAUGAAAUUGUGCAACAGAGAGAGAGUAUCGAUUCAAUCAAUUCCUCAACUCCAUUAAAUGAGUAGUUACUCCUUCAUCUACUGUAGAUUGAGGCUAAAAUAACAAAAUAACAAAAUAACAACUAGAGCAAAUAUCAAACUUGUUAGAAUAUUUAGUGAUAUAAUAAAAGUUACCUUAU
Molecule: messenger RNA, 1592 nt
Organism: Scheffersomyces amazonensis
Lineage: Eukaryota; Fungi; Ascomycota; Pichiomycetes; Serinales; Debaryomycetaceae
Gene: FTH1
Product: Fth1p
Exons: 1
Coding region: 196-1479 (427 amino acids)
Biological process (GO): iron ion transmembrane transport
Cellular component (GO): high-affinity iron permease complex; fungal-type vacuole membrane; plasma membrane
Molecular function (GO): ferrous iron transmembrane transporter activity
Source: RefSeq, a predicted model, not a curated record